Molecule: messenger RNA, 330 nt
Organism: Eurytemora carolleeae
Lineage: Eukaryota; Metazoa; Arthropoda; Copepoda; Calanoida; Temoridae
Product: acidic leucine-rich nuclear phosphoprotein 32 family member A-like
Exons: 2
Coding region: 1-330 (109 amino acids)
Source: RefSeq, a predicted model, not a curated record
AUGGUGCUUCAAGGGAGUGUUGUAGAGCUUCAUGUUGGUGGAGCAGAUCCGGGAACUGGGACAACAGGGUUUAUCAAUGUAUCAGAGGCAAGGCAACUCAAGAUAGCGGAAACUUCGGACAAGGCUCGACAAGAUGGGAAGGAGGAGGUGGAGGGGGAGGCGGAGGAGGAGGAGGAGAAGGAAGGAUUGGGAGAUGGUGAGGUGGAUAAGGAGGAGGAUAGGGGUAAGGAGAAGAAUGAGGAUAGAGAAAAAGAAUUGGAGUAUGGUUGUGAGGAGCAGAAUCAAGAAAAGAAGGAGAAAGAUUGGUCUGAAGAGGAUGAGGGAGGAUGA